GACGCAGCCUGUGCUCACAGGCGGAGUUCAUAAUCGUUCAUUUUUGGCAGAGGAGCGGGUUUCACAAGCGAUGAACGAUCCAUCGGCUGGCUAUCCACACGGGGCCCACAGGAUCCGUCAGGAACAUCUGGACACCCCUGGACCUCCUGGGACCGACGGAACUACGUGCAGAAGCUCCGCUGUAAGCCUUACGCUUCCAAGAAUUUUCACUACGUCCAGUACUGAAGUGCCCCAGAGUACAACGACCGUCCCAGGUCCUGCCAUCAAGCCGGCUGGUGGUGGCGAAGUGCCGAGGAUAACGAUCCCAGCUCGUCCCGUGUCUUUUGCUGAAGUGCACGUCGAGAAUACGGUCCCAGUUAGUCCCACGAACUCGAUGGCGGAGUACCAGAACUUGAGUCCCAGUCGGGAGGGCUCCACUUGCCAGAGAAUUGCCGCUGCAGCUCUGCCCAGUCCAGCCCAUCAGACGCUAAGUAAUGAGGUGGUGGCGCACGAGAAAGAGAGCAGAGUCUCACCGCUUAGUAGUCAAGGCGAGAGGAGAAUGCCAACCCAGAACAUUAACGUCACCACUCUGGGCCUUGCCAAUCGAGAGCUGCUCAGUAAUGUGCCGUCGGCGGUGACGUCCGAGAGCAUAUUACUGUCAUCUCUGGCCAUCAACUCAAACUUCAAUUCUAACCUGUUCAGUCCCUCUGCGGGACAACAUGGCAGCGGCGUGGAGAGGACGAGUAUGGUGGCUAUGGUGCCGUCCCCUCAAGGUGACCGGUUUCGUGGGAGUGGUGGUGGCGGUGGCGGUGGUGGCAGUGGUGGUGGUGGUAGUUGUGCUGUUGUCAUCCCCAGGAGUGCACUGGGUCGAUCGGUCAACCUUGGCGAUCUAUACAAUAUCGGCACGGACAAGUUCUGCCAUGAGACGGGAGGGUGCAUCCGUCUCUUCACGACGGACAGCAUGGGCCAAUCGUCCAGGGCGUGUCCAUCCAUCCAUGUGCAACACGUGUUCGACGACUCCUUAAGGACGCGCUUUGAAGCCCAGCGCGUCAACCCUGCACACAAGCUCAGCAUUCUUGGUGGGUUGUCGUGUGCUCAGGGAUCUGCGGGCCACUUUCUAGAGAUGAGAGACGCGGUAGGGGCGGCGGAGAAGGACACAAUCAAGGCUACACUCUUCUGCCACGUCAUCGCGAGCGAACAACACUUGCAGCUGUCCUCCUUCUCUUCCCCUUCGUCAUCCCAGUACCUGUCCCGCGAGGUCGAGUCCAUCCUUGCCAGGAGCUCGAACUGGGCCACUCGUGCAACGCACUUUGUCAGCGGUAUUGUGCGUGGAGCGACCGUGGUAGCAUCCAUCAAGGGCCGGGCACAAGGCGGCCGCUGUGGGAGAAGUGAUCUUCAAGUUAGCCUCGGCAAACGGCUGGCGGCAAUCCAGACAGCUCUGAGCAAUGCGGCAUCAAGCAGUUCCUCGCCAACCAGCAGCCAAGGCUGGUCUCUGGGAGCGGGAGGGGGAGGAGGUCACUCAUGUCAUCUAGGCGUACUAAGUGGUGUCGGGGGGGGAGGCCAGAGUGUUGCUAGUCCUCUCAGUGGUGGUCCAGCAGAGCAGAACAAGGGGUGGGGGAAGGAGGACGUCGACGAGAGAGCAUUCAGUGUCAGGAUCUUCGCCGACUUCCUCGGAAAAGCAGGAUCGGGAGAGAGCAGUCAAACCCUGCAAGAGCUGGAAGAGGCCCUGCAGUGUGUGUCCCGCCUUCAAGGAGAAAAUCAAGGACAGGCCGUGCCCGUCCUCUUUUACCUGUUUCCUCUGGUCGACCUGCUGCGCUCUGCAUACAACUAUAAUGUCAUGCCUCUCCAUCUCCAACCAGCAGCCCAAGAUGACCCGUCGUUGGUGCUGCUGCACCCCGAUGAGGACACCAUAGCCAGAACAGAGCGGCACUUCCAGGAGCUUUAUGACCUUGCGGCUGAUGUCGACAUCCUCGAUUACGAGUUGCAAGAAGCAAUCAAGGCUCACGGCAACGCCGUAGUUUCCGAGCACAUCACAUGCGUGGAUUCGCUGAGGAGAAAUCUGAUGGCUGCGAUGCAGGAACUGCGUGCACGGGUGAGUGAUAUGACAGUAACCGUACGCUUCUCCCAGGGACGGCAAGACUCGAGUGCGCUAACGUACGUGCUGGAUGACAUUCAGCAGCAGUGGGCCCCCCAUGUGCAUCGAGAUGUCGUUGUGAGACUGUCCGCUCGCAUCAAGAACAGGGUGUCUUUCCUGAACGAUCUUAAGCACGCUGGCAUCAACUUUGCCUCUGGGGACUACGAAAAUGAGAGCGCAAUCAUCGACGCCAUCCUUUCUGAACAUGGUGAAGGUCGUGUGUACAUCCUUGUGAGCUAUGUUGAAGAAGCGGCGCAUGAUGAGAUCUGGCGAAAGAACCUGGAGCUGCUGAAGAAGCUUGUGAUUGAUCAUACUGGGGGAAGUCCCCACCUUCAGAACAAAGCAGAAGGAAAAGGACGAGGCAGGGAUGAAGAGCAGCACAAAGCUCCUCCUACAUCCUCCCACCCCAUCGCUCCUUCCUUCUUCUUCCUGGAACUAACUGCAAGUGUCGAUUCAAGCAAUGAUCCUCCUGAAGAUAAUCUUCCCAGCUCGGUAAUCAGAUUGUAUCACAACCGUCGACUCGUGCAGGAUGAUGUCGCUGAGCAUAUGGAUAAAGUGGCUGCCUUGUGCCUUGUGAGAUAUAGCGAAGUGGAGCGUAUCGGCGCUGCGGGAACGAGCAGGGAGGGUGGUCCUCAUAAGACUGCACCGCUUCGGAUUCAAUGUCCUGGCACGGUAUACAGCCGAUGCGGAACGGAGGUCAAAGAUUGGCAUUGCGAGAAGUGUGUGACACAGGUGGAGUACGGUUGGGACAGCUACGUGUACUGCGAUUGCGGGCGGGCACAGUUGGAGUCCAUUGCAUACCUCUGUCGUCAUGCCCAGCAUAGGGACGGGCAGUUCAUGAGGUACGGUCCAACGGAUGACCUCACCACAGAGCUGAACAAGCUCCAGAUGAAGCAGGAGAUAAAUAUCCUGCUCCUCGGAGAGACGGGCGUUGGGAAGUCCACCUUCAUUAAUGCCUUUGCGAACUAUUUGACAUUUGAGGAGAUGCACCACGUCAAGGAUGACCUGAUGGCGCUUAUACCCUCGCAGUUCACUGUGUGCCAGCUGGGCGACUACACAGGCGUCAAGGUGUGCAUCGGCACGAAGGACGACGACAACGAGGAGGUGGGUGCAGGUAAGUCCUCCACGCAGUCGUGUAAAUCCUACCUGUUCGACUACGGCAAGUACAAAGUUCGCCUGAUUGACACUCCGGGAAUCGGCGAUACUCGCGGGAUUGAGCAGGACAAGAAGAACUUCGACAAUAUCCUGCGGUUCCUAGGUCACCACACGCUCAUCCACGGCAUCUGUAUCCUUCUCAAGCCGAACAGCGCUCGUCUGAACGUUCUUUUCCGCUUCUGCAUCAUGGAGCUGCUCUGCCAUCUCCACAAGAGCGCAAAGGACAACAUCGUGUUCGUGUUCACGAACGCGCGAUCGACUUUCUAUCGACCAGGAGACACCAUGCCCCCGCUCAUGGAGAUGCUGAAGAAGGUCCGUGAUGCGCCUCCUCACGUGCGGAUCGAGGUCAGCGAGAGCACCAUCUACUGCCUCGACAACGAGUCCUUCCGUUUCCUGGCCGCUGCUAAACAGGGUGUGAAGUUCAGCGACGAGCAGACUGCAGACUUUGCAAGGAGCUGGGAAAUCUCUGUCAAUGAGUGCCGGCGGCUCAUGAACUAUGUCAUUGGCCGCAAUCCACACAAAGUGCAAGAUACCGUCUCCGUCAACGAGGCCCGCCGUCUCAUUCUUCGCCUGGCCAGGCCUCUGGGCGACAUAAGCCGCCUCAUCCAGCUGAACAAACAAAUGAUGGAAGAGAAGAUGAAUGAAGACCUGUCCUCAACCAACCACAUCUCAGAGUUGCGCCAGCAGCUCUUCGUACCAGCCGUCGAUUUGGAGUACCGAAAGCUUGACCAUCCACACACUGUGUGUGCAGCAAAUGCGCACCGUGACAUUGUCAUGGUUGCUGGGGUCGCCAAGUACGACUACAAGACAAGAUGCCACACACCUUGCUACUUGACCAACGUGGAUGUCGAGACGACCAACAACCCGGCCCUUAGGCGCUGCGCUGCAAUGGGAUCUGGCGGCAAUUGCAAUAGCUGCGGGUGUAGCUGGACCGUGCACAUGCACGUACUGACGGAGACGAAGCUGAUCAAGAUCGAGCAAAGAGAUGCCAGCAUUCAAGAGAGGAUCAAGACGGUGGAAGAUGCGAAAGAAGAGCAUCAAAGAAACAUCCAGCAGAUGAAGGAGAGGUCCAAGAAGUUGGAUGAAGAACAGAAGGCCAUAUCCAAGACACUUGCGCGAUUUGCCGUCUUCCUCAAGUGCAAUGCCAUAACUCCCUACAACGACUCCACGCUUGGCUACCUGAACCAUCUGAUAGACGAGGAGAUGAAUCUGAGGGCAGCAGGAGCGAAAAAUGCAGAAAUUCUCAAUGGGUUGAUCAAGAUGAAAGCCAGCUAUGAGGAGGAAGUAAAGAUCUUGACUACUGCCAUGCUUGAUAGGAGUGCCGUCGUCGAUUCGUCCGUGUUCAUAUCGGCAGAGGAGAUCCAGAACAAUAUACAGCAGCUGUUUGCGCUGGAGAUCAACGGUCCGAAGAUCAAACAGGCUAUGGAAGAAUUGCAGAAGGCACACGCUGAGUACUUCGCCUACAAGGAGACGGUAGUCCGGACAUCGUCGCGAGGGCCCUGGUUCCUAGGGAAUUCUGCAUCUCGGCGUCGAAACCACCAAAGGACGCCUAACAAAGCACCCGCCGCUCGGCAAAGUCAAAGUCAAAGGCAAAGGCAUAGCUUAGAAUACCAGGGCCAGCGUCAACAGGGUGCCUACAUGCAAGGUGGAGUGCGCAGCAGAGCUGCUGACAGUUCUUUCUGCUACCAGCAAGCGGGCCACCACAUCCCCAGGGGCAGGAAUACACAAGAUCCCGACUCCCACGGAUGGGGAGGUAAUGGAUAUGGUGGUGGACCAGAAAGCGAUGACUAUGCCAGGAAGCACUGGCAUUAUGUACAUGACGACUACCAUGUCACACAAAGGCGCGGUCACGAACAUUACAUGCAGAACGAGUUUUCCGCACAAGUGGCUGGGAAUAGACACUUUAUGACCGAUGCUUCAGGGGGACCCAAUGAUUUCAGGCAUGGGGGGGUUACGCUUGCUGGCUUUUCUGCAAAAAGGAGAGGAGGAGAGAAGAUGCCAAUGCAAAGCUUUAGCUUGCAAACACCGGCAAGUCCAAUGUCGCCGGGAGGCGGGCCUGGAAGACGCAGGGACACGGAUCCAGAUGAUCGGGGUCAAUCGCAGCCUCCCAGUUUCCUUGGAUCUUUUUGGCCUUUUGGCGCGUUCAGACAGUAAACAAUUAUACACCCUAAAGCAAAGCAAACAAGGGUAACAAAAGAAAAGACAGCCC
Chara braunii is the source of this 5477-nucleotide messenger RNA. NCBI's taxonomy places the organism in Eukaryota, Viridiplantae, Streptophyta, Charophyceae, Charales, Characeae. The record is from the annotation of a GenBank genome assembly.